AUGGUCACGAAAGUCAAUAACUCUGAAAUAGGCAAGGCGUUCUCCGACCAUGCUGAUUUCUACAAAAAGGGAAAUCAGAUGACUAGCAUGGUCGCCAAGUUUGGUCUUGAAAAACUACCACCGAUAGAUGCAAACUCCGUUGUGCAUGACAAUGCCUCGGGCCCAGGUGUUUGCACUUUCGUGAUCACAAACAGCUUUGACAACAACAUAAAUGCUAUUCCAAGAAUCUACGGCACAGACUUUGCGCAGGGGAUGAUCGAUCAGUUUCAGGCCGAGCUUGAGAGGCGUCAGCUUGGGGACAAAGUUUCGGCACAGGUGAUGAACUCGACAAGCCUAUCAUUUGAAGACAACAAGUUCACUCACGUCUUCAUGAAUGCGGCCAUAAGUAUGGCGGACGAAAUCGCCGUCAAAAUGGCGGGCGAGAUAUACCGCACAUUACAGCCGGGAGGGGCGGCAUGUGUUACUAGCUGGAGCAAGAGCGGAGUCGGCCUCGUGGAAAACGUGUCCAAACGUAUCAGGCCUGACCUGCCACCUGUCAUAGUCAUUGCGCCCGAAUGGAGCACGAAGGAGAAACUAGUGGAGACGCUUGUAGCGGGUGGGUUUGCUGCGUCCAAUAUCGAGGUGCAUCACAUAGAUGUCGAAUGCGAUUUUGGCACAGAAGAUGCGCGGCUGGCGUACUUCUGCCACCCUUUUUGGGACCUGUGGAAGAAAGGGUGGAGUGACGAGGAAAAGACGAAGUGGAACAAAGUUAUGGAGGAAGAGUUGAUCGAGUAUUUUGGAAGAGGAUCUAUGGUCCGAGGAAGCAGCUGGGUUGGGAUCGCGAAGAAGUAG
Molecule: messenger RNA, 831 nt
Organism: Verruconis gallopava
Lineage: Eukaryota; Fungi; Ascomycota; Dothideomycetes; Venturiales; Sympoventuriaceae
Exons: 1
Coding region: 1-831 (276 amino acids)
Source: RefSeq, a predicted model, not a curated record